Messenger RNA from Cylicocyclus nassatus, 2512 nucleotides. The record is from the annotation of a GenBank genome assembly. NCBI's taxonomy places the organism in Eukaryota, Metazoa, Nematoda, Chromadorea, Rhabditida, Strongylidae.
UUUCAGUGGUCGUCUUUGAUCAUGUCCGCUCGUAAGACAAAAGUAACAACACGCUCUGCGGGUCCUGUCCGUAGUGAAGUGAGCUUCAGUGGUAGCUUUAGUACUGGAUCUACUGGCGAGGAUUCAUUCCAGUCAAUCCUUGAGAGCAGCCGCCAUCAGGAAAAAGAACAGCUCACUGGUCUGAACAGUCGUCUUGCAACCUACAUUGAUAAAGUGCGUCAGUUGGAAGCUGAGAACAAUCGUCUCACUGUCCAGAUCAAGGAUAUUGAAGUAGUGGAGAAGAAGGAAAGAAACAAUCUUGCUGAACGUUUCGAAGCCGAGAGAGCUCGCCUUCGUAAUGCUUUGGAAGAUGCUCGUGAACAAGCCGCUAAAUAUGCGGUGGAACGUGAUUCGGCUAUCGGCGAGCAUGAACGUCUGGCAUCAAAAGUCGCCAAGCUGGAGAGAGAUCUGAAAAAGUCCGAAGAGGAUCGUCUCUCAGCCUUGUCUCUGGCAGAAUCCAGCACUGCUAAGCAGAAGAACAUGCAGAACAGACUCGACAAAGCCGAAGCCGAUGUUGCCAAUCUUGAGAAGGAGGUGGCUCGUCUGCGCAUGCAGUUGGCUGCGCUUCAGAAGAACCUCGAAGAUGAAAGUGUUCUGCGUGCGGCUGCGAAUGCCAAAAUCCAGGCGCUUACGGAGGAUCUGGAAUUCCAGAAGAAGCAGCAUAAGUCGGCUCUCGAAGAAGUUCGCCACAAACGUCAAGUUGACAUGACUACCUACGCUAAGCAAAUCAAUGACGAAUAUCAGUCGAAGCUUCAAGAUCAGCUUGCUGAGAUGCGUGCCCGCUUCCAGUCUCAAUUAUCAGCUAAUAAGGGAGCUUUUGAGGAAGCAUACAAGAAUAAGCUCAAUGAUGCCCGCGAACGAGCCGAAGCUGCUCAUGAUGAAGCAGCUCGUAUGCGAGUUCGUGUUCAUGAGCUGGAGAAGAGUGGAAGCUCGCAUGACUCUGUGAUUGAAGGACUCCGUCGCGAACUUGCCGACCUCAAGGAUGAACUUGAUCGCGCUAGAAGAUCUUAUCAAGAGAGACUUGAUGGGAAGGAAUUGCGCAUUGCUGAACUAAAUCGUGAGAUCCAACGCAUGAUGGAGGAGUUCCAUGAUCUGCUUGAUCUGAAAAUUCAACUGGAUACUGAACUGAACACAUACCGCAUGCUGCUUGAGUCUGAAGAAACUCGUCUCAACAUCUCUGGGCAAACUGGUGGCGACAAAUCGCGUGAUACAAGCAUGACCCAUCAUGUCUCGUAUUCGAGUGGGACUGGAGGUGGAGGUGCACGUGGGUUGAAAAGAGCUAGAGUUGAAUGGGGUGGAGAUGAAGAACUCGAUUUCCACCGUUUGCGCCAGAAGCUGCAAAAGCAUGUUGAUGGACCAGUUGGUAUUGAUGAGAUCGACCCUAAUGGUCAGUGGGUACGCAUUUUGAACAGCACCGAUGAAGAAGUCAGCAUCGCUCAUUGGAAGUUGCUAGUACGCGCUGGAGGCAAAGAAGUGACCUACCAAUUCAAUACUCGCAUGAAGCUUGAUCCUCAUGGCCACGCUACAGUGUAUUCGGCUGAUUCCGGAGAGAAACACCGUCCGCCGACUGACUUUGUCAUGAAGAAGCAAAAUUGGCCAAUCGGUGACAAUCCAUCAGUGCGUCUUGAGGAUCAAGAUGGCGAUCUCCGGUCAUCGGUCACUUUUGAAACAGACGAAUCCACGGACCCGUCUGACCCUGCAGAGCGAUGUAGCAUCAUGUAAGAAGCUCUGGAAUCGCAAUGGUCGUUCUCAUGUUCUCUUUUCUCUCUCUCUUUUUGUUGGAGGUGAGGUCCUGAGGUCAUACCCGCCGUUAUUGCUGCCGUUCUUCUUUUUCUUCUUUAUUCCUUUUAUCACAUGGUACAUGGUCCAUCCGUAGUGUCAUGUGCAUAUUUUCUUUAUAUCAUCGUCUUAUCUCGCCCAGCUUUUCUCAUUAUUCUUCCAAACGUUUGAUCAUCUCUUUGACGUCAUCUCGCAUUGUAAUUCGUUUUCUUAAUGUUUACUCAUCAUUUACAUUUACGUCCGUUGUUGUGUUGUGUUUCGUCGUUUGAGACGCUGAACGUUCGGUGGAUGGUGGCUUUCGAAGUACCUGCCUGAUAGGAAAUAUUUUCAUGAUCAUAGUGCUAGUCGUCUAGCUAAAGAAGAUGCUUUGAAAGUGAACCAACCCGAAGGUUUCCUCAUCCCCCGUUUUUUGUAUCUCGGACCUCCUUGUUAUCUCUUUUUUUGAGUUGUUUUAUAAGCCCCUUGUUUUGUUUUUGGUGGUAUUAUCGUCCACGUUUGACUUUUCUCUCCAUUCUUAUUCCCUGCACUGUCAUUAAUCUUAUGGGAUAUAUUGUAUUGCAUUAGAACUUAGAACCAAACUUACUAAUUCUUGUAAUUGUCAGUGAAUAUUUUCUACGAUAAACCGCGUCUUUUUGGGAAAUCAACAUUUCACCUGCAUCACGCUGGUUGUUUUGCAAUUUUCUUGUCUGAAUGA